GUUCAUGCAGAAGUUGGCUGCCACGUAGUUAGCAUUCCUGCCAUGUAUUUAUUUUAGGUGUUGCAUUUUAUGGAUAGGCAUAAUUUGUAAACUUUUUGUAAACUUUGCGAGCAAGGGAAUUUCUCUCUAUCAAAAAUGAUACUUUUUUCAAUUUGUUCGAUAGCGCCCUUACUGUUUGUGUUUGUCACCGGGGGGAAACUGCCUGAGCCAGAGGUAAAAAUUGAAGUUAUACAUAAACCCUUCAUGUGUCACCGUAAGUCAAAAUAUGGAGACAUGCUUCUUGUUCAUCACGAGGGAUUCUUGGAGAGUAAUGGCACCAUGUUUUAUUCCAGCCGCAAACAUGGGGACACAAAUCCAGUAUGGUUCACUCUUGGUAUUCGAGAGGUGCUCAAGGGUUGGGAUAAGGGUCUGCAGAGCAUGUGCGCAGGAGAGCGCAGGAAGUUGACUGUCCCUCCAUCACUGGGCUAUGGCAAGGAAGGAAAAGGCAAGAUCCCUCCAAGCAGCACCUUAAUUUUUGACAUUGAGCUCAUAGAGAUCAGAAAUGGUCCCAGGUCACACGAAUCUUUCCGGGAGAUGGAUCUCAAUGAUGACUGGAAACUCUGCAGAGAGGAGGUGAAAGCGUACAUAAAGAAAGAGUUUGAGAAACAUGGAUACUCACCAAAUGACACAGAUCAUGACCUGAUGGUAGAGGACAUCUUCAAAAAUGAGGAUGAAGAUAAAGAUGGUUUUAUAUCUGCGAGGGAGUUCACCUACCAACAUGAUGAGCUCUAAUGGACUGAUUUCAUCUGUUUUUUAAACGAGUAUUUAAUUCAUGAGUCUUUUUUUUUACACUGCAGUUACACAGUAUUGUCUUACUUUGGCUGAACAUAUUUAUGGAAAACGAGAUCCAUGGUUAAUUUAUGUCUCCAUUCUGCACUGAUAAUGCCACCACAGAUGGUUUAGGCUACAGUAUUGGAAUUGUUUUCAUUCAGUUCAUUAAAUAAAUGUUUUUGAAUGAAACAGAAGUGAUAUUAAUUUAUGUUUAUCAUCUUAACAUGUGCAAAAAAAUUAACUGCUAUGUGCAACCAGCCUUGGUGAUGCGAUACUGGAUGAUGGUCGUUUUUCUCUGUGCACAUCUUCAUUUAUCACUAGAGGGCACUCUUGUCUAAGGCUUUUGAAUCAUACUUACAGAUCUUGUUAAAUCUCAAAACAAAACAGCAACAAUGUAUUGACAGAGGUCCAUCUACUUCAGUGUAUAGAUUCUGAGUCUGGCAGACCAAAAUGAGAGUACAGUCACAUAUGUUUCAUCCCAUCAUAAGCGAAUCAUGAAAAAGUGUACAGUAGGCCUCUAUAGAAAUGUUUCAUAUCUUGCAGUGAUAAAUAUUCUAAAUUCUGUGUCAUGCCUUAAAGGAAUACCCUUGAAUUUAUUUUCAUAUUUUGUCAGUUCAUGUAUAAAUGUACUGAGCCUUAAGCAACCAUCGAAUUCCCUAAGUGGCAUCCAAAAUGUAGUUUGCAGUGAAUAACUUAAAAACAGAAAUGCUGCCUGAAAGUCUCCAAAUGCAAAAUGGUCUUAUUGAGCCCCGAGGAGGAAAAGGAGGCGCAAAACCCUUGUUAUACUCAUAGCUCUGUCAAGUUACACUCACUGAAUGUCAAAUAUCAUGUGAGUCCUCAUGACCCAUUAAAGAUUUGUUUUCCAUUGAGUGAGGGAAAGUGACUCUUGGUGGGAUUGUAAAUUACUAACAUUGUUAAAAUGUCAUGAUUACAGUAAAAUAUUUAGAGUAUCUAUACCAAAGGCAAUUGCAGGUCAAAUAUGCAAUGUGCAUUAUGUACCAAUGUUUCUAAAAUGAGGGUACUGGUAGCCCUAGAGGUGCUUUAGAGUACUGCAGGGGGUAUGUGAGAUUUAAAAAAAGGUUAUUUAAAAAAUACCAGUCAUGCAUGACUCUUAAAAUAUUUACAUUAUAAUAACUGAAGUGAAAAUGUAAUUGUAAGUUUGAUAAACCAUACUGUAUGUUUAAUAUUCCUAGUUUCGAUGCAAACAUUAAUAGCCAUAAAUGUCAACUGCAGCAAAAACACAAUAAUGUUCAUGUUUGUUCAUUGUGGUUCUAUUAAAAAUGUUUUGUGCUGGUCAGGGGUACUUGGCUGAAAAAAUAUUUAAAAGGGAUUAGUUUAUUGAAAAAUGUAUCGGAACAAGUGCUAUAAGCUAUA
Molecule: messenger RNA, 2184 nt
Organism: Plectropomus leopardus (leopard coralgrouper)
Lineage: Eukaryota; Metazoa; Chordata; Actinopteri; Perciformes; Serranidae
Gene: fkbp14
Product: FKBP prolyl isomerase 14
Molecular function (GO): peptidyl-prolyl cis-trans isomerase activity; calcium ion binding
Source: RefSeq, a predicted model, not a curated record